AUGGAGACAGAAAGCGGUGAAGCAGCUUCGGCGUUGCCGGAAUUUGUGCGUCAAAUGAAUGUCGAACAAAGGCGUGUGGUCAAGGAGCAUUUCCUGCUAAUGGUUAUGGCUUGCCGAUAUUCUGGAUGUUAUCUGCCGGCUCACCGGAAAGACGAUUUCAACACUGUACUAUACGUCCUGAGAAUCUUAUUCAUUGUCAUCAUCUCAGCAUUGUGUAAAUUUUUGCACAUUAUUAACAGAGAGCCAGCCUAA
Gongylonema pulchrum is the source of this 252-nucleotide messenger RNA. Lineage: Eukaryota; Metazoa; Nematoda; Chromadorea; Rhabditida; Gongylonematidae. The record is from the annotation of a GenBank genome assembly.